Messenger RNA from Mus caroli (Ryukyu mouse), 3531 nucleotides. RefSeq names its product multivesicular body subunit 12B (gene Mvb12b). NCBI's taxonomy places the organism in Eukaryota, Metazoa, Chordata, Mammalia, Rodentia, Muridae. The record is from RefSeq and is a predicted model, not a curated record. Gene Ontology annotation, biological process: virus maturation; viral budding; regulation of epidermal growth factor receptor signaling pathway. Gene Ontology annotation, cellular component: late endosome; ESCRT I complex.
UCGAGCUGCGGCGCCGGCUGCAGCCGCCUGGGCCCCGGGCCCGGCUCCUCCCGCGCCGCCCGGGCGAUGAGAAGCUGCUUCUGCGUGAGACGGAGCCGGGACCCGCCGCCGCCGCAGCCGCCGCCGCCCCAGCGGGGAACAGAUCAAGCCACCAUGCCCGAAGUCAAGGAGCUUUCAGAAGCCUUGCCAGAGACACCGAUGGACCCCAUCACGGGAGUCGGGGUGGUGGCUUCCCGGAACCGAGCCCCAACAGGCUACGAUGUGGUUGCGCAGACAGCAGAUGGCGUGGACGCUGAUCUCUGGAAGGACGGCUUAUUCAAGUCCAAGGUUACCAGAUACCUGUGUUUCACAAGAUCAUUUUCUAAAGAGAAUAGUCAUUUGGGGAAUGUGCUGGUGGACAUGAAGCUCAUCGAUGUCAAGGACACAUUGCCUGUGGGCUUCAUCCCCAUCCAAGAGACAGUGGAUACACAGGAGGUGGUCUUUAGGAAGAAGCGGCUCUGCAUUAAGUUUAUUCCCCGCGAUUCAACUGAAGCUGCCAUCUGUGACAUCCGCAUCAUGGGCCGGACCAAGCAGGCACCGCCCCAGUACACGUUUAUCGGGGAACUGAACAGCAUGGGCAUCUGGUACCGAAUGGGCAGAGUGCCAAGAAACCAUGACUCGUCUCAGCCCGCCACGCCCUCCCAGUCAUCAGCCUCUUCCACCCCAGCCCCAAACCUUCCCAGGCACAUCUCCCUAACACUACCGGCUACCUUCCGAGGCAGAAACAACACCAGCACAGACUAUGAGUACCAGCUCUCCAAUCUGUAUGCCAUAUCAGCAAUGGAUGGUGUGCCUUUUAUGAUUUCAGAGAAGUUUUCCUGCAUUCCAGAAAGUAUGCAGCCCUUUGAUCUCUUGGGAAUCACCAUCAAGUCUUUGGCGGAAAUUGAAAAGGAGUACGAGUACAGCUUCCGCACGGAGCAGAGCGCAGCAGCUCGGCUCCCACCCAGCCCUACCCGGUGCCAGCAGAUCCCCCAAUCCUGAGGAGCCCACAGCCUCCUGGGGGAGAAGACAUCUCCGACCCGGUGCCCAGACUACUGAUGGGGUGGCUGGGGUGAGAGUCACUCCCUCCCUCACCUGCCCAUUCUGCUUGCCCUGCUCACUGGCCACGAGACUCUGGGCAGCUGCUUGGUCAUGUGUGAUCAUCAGCUCGCCCGCUGAGACUUCCCUGCCUCCCCGGGACCGUUGUUCAUAAUUGUGACUAAUGUAUGUGCUGUUAGUGACCAGAGGCUCCUGUGUGAUGACCACUUACCCCGCCAAGAAAGAAAACUCCUUCCUUACCUGGACUCACCCAUGAGGGGCCCAGGCACACACUCCAGCCGCCCAGUGACACCACUGGCUCCCCUCAGCUGACCAUCACCUUAGCACAGAAAUCCCACAAAGCCACUAGCUCCCUCCUGGGAGACUCCAGGGUUGAUUGCUUUACUUAGGACCCUGCAAGACACACUGAUGGCCUCUGACCCAGCCACUUGUCAGCAGGUUCCAGUGGCCCACACAUGCAUUUCAUGGCAGCACUAAAGCAGCAGGACUAAGAUGCACUUGGGACAACUGUGGACUCUUCCCCUAUUCCACACACUGGACGUCCAGAGAGCACAGACAGGACCCCGCUUUCUAUGGAGGUGACUGGGUGCCUCCCUGGAUGGAAACUUGGCUGCUAGGGUACUAUGCCCAGCCACAGGUGCCAAUUCCCACAAAGGGCUCAUCUGUGAAGUGUCCGACGACAGACGACAGCUCCAUAGGCCUCUGCCUGGUGACCUGACCUGGUGGCAGCUGGCUCUGAGAAGAACGGUACAGAGGCACCAACUCGUCACAGCCAGACACACCCCACCAUCUAGAAGGCACCUUCCACCAGGGAGCUACUGUUUUGAAAAGUCUUUCUGUCCCUGGCCUCAGAAUUUGGGCCAGGACAUUUCACAGGUGUCAACCUGAGGUGCCAAGUUGAACCCUCCAUGUGUUGCCAUGAGAACAGUAGUCACCGCCAUCCCAGCUUUCAGCGCUGCUUUGCCACCAUUGGCCUUUAGGGCUGGAAUGACACUGGUCCCCAGAGCACCUGUGGAUGUGAAGAUCUGCCCAGUGGUUAGAGGCAAUGGGCAACUACCCACCAGCUGGUACAAACCCCUCCAGUUACAGCUCCAUAGAGACAGCUGGGUGUCCAAGGUGCAAAAGGAUCAGGAGCAAGAACAAGCCAGCAAGAUGGCGUGAGCUGGGGCAGGGCCAAAAAUACCUCACCAGCCUACACCAGCCCUUCCUCCGUCCCAGACCCUCAGGCCCAGUCAGCCAGUCUUUCUGCUUGAUGGUACUUCAUUUCUGUGUGUCAGGAAGGGUCACCUUGCUUCCUCCCCUCAGAUGUGAGCACACCCUAUGGGGUACCCAUCAACCCCUUGCCUCUGGGCCCCACAUCCUCCGGGUAGCAGAGGUCAUGAAAAGGUGGUGCCCCAGAGGUCCAUGGAGUCAACAUAGGCAUCUCUAGCAAAACCUAGUGCCAUGCUGGUGCUCAAAGGAGCUAAUAAUAAACUGACCUAAGACUGCUCCACAAGCUGGGGUCCCAAGGACCUGUGUCUGCUGCUGCAGGUAUGACAUCAAGUGGCUUGUGUGGCCUGAGGCCCAAGAGAGGGGGUGACCACUGUUGUCUGAGUUAACUGGGAAGGUUGGGCACAAAGUUCUGGACUCUCCUGACCACUUCACUGAAGUCUGUACACUUUGGCCACUCUUCCCGUUCCUCGGUUAUGAAAUCACUUCUGCCAUAGGGAGCCAGGUAGCCUUCCUCUUCCUUGGAGGAGAAUGUGGCUUCUCGGAAGCUCUCGCAGGUCCUGGCCUGGAAGUGCAAAACCGAAGACUGCGGACCUGUUAGUGAUCCAGACGGCCAAGUGAGGGGAUUCCUGGAGAAAGAUCUAGUGCUUUGCAGCCCAUGCGUGCACUCCCACAGGACUUAGCCCCUGGGAGGGAGCUAAGGGGAGGGCAAAGCGCCUGCUCUGAGCUGGAGCAGUCUCCGGAUGGACGGACGGAUGGUUGCUGCAGACUUAGCUGAAGAAGAACCCUGACUGAGAAUGUUGUAGCACUGACAGCUUCUAGCUUUUGAGGUGUUGAGGACGGCUUGGUGUCUGUGGUAGGUUCCAGGUUGCACCCAACCCCUGGUUUCUUGAAUUCUGGUGAUAGUAAUGAUCGUGUGUGCUUACCCAUGCCUGCCUUGUGUGGAUCCAGCAGACCCAGACCCGGCAGUAGAGCUGUGGCUCACAGCAGCACUGAGUGGCCUUUGGGUACCGUGUGGCAGGCACACUGUCAGAUGAGCACAAGGAUUCGCUGGGAGACGUGAAGAGCCGAACCUCUCCCAUGGGUCUCCCCCUCCCCUACCAGCAUGUCCCACAACUGCUGCUGUCCCUGCAAGCACACACAUCUCUCUUGAAAUGACUAACCAGAGCACAGUUCCCUAUCCCCACGUCCCCUCUGAAAAGUCGGUUCCUUCCUGAGGGCCUUGGAAAUGGCACAUGGGUGACA